GAAGUUGGAUAUAGGAGCGAUGAAAGUGAUCAAUGAACGCCAGCGAAUAACAGUUUUUGCGACGAUCUCGUUUCCGAGGGUUCUAGAAGCAGGACGCCGGGGUUUGCUAUAGAAUAUCAUACAAAAGAAUAAACAAGUUGGAUAUUGGCAUAAUGCGAUGCCUCUGUGCUCGGUUGCAGUCGAUGCAAGCAUGCUGUUCGUGAAUUUUUGCUGUGUGGAACAAAUACGUAGAACACGCCCAUCCGCGAGUCCACCUGCUUUCGUGAUGUUUGACGGCGGAAGUGGUGACAGUGGCCCGCCAGGAGGCGACCUCGGACCCCCCGGAGGUCCACCAGGACCGCCUGGGGGCCCACCGUUCAUGGGAGGACGUCCGCCAUUUCGGCCGCCGUUCGUGCCUCCGAUGGGACCAAUGAUGCGUCACGGUCCGCCAGGACACAUGCGAGGCCCUCCAGGCUUUAUGGGGGGUCCUCGAGGCCCACCAAGACAUCACAUGCCGCCACCACAUAUGAUGGGUGGUGGACCCAUGAUGGGCGGCCCGCCGAUGAUGCCUACUGGUAUGCCCCCAAUGGGAGUCAACGGUAAUCUCGGUGGAGGUGGAGACGCUAUCAAAACUACACCAGCAAUCGAUCCUGCUGCCGAAAUUUGGGUCGAAACGCGAACAAAAGAAGGGAAGCUAUACUUCUUUAACGCAAAAACACGUGCCAGCGCAUGGACAAGACCCACAGGCGAUGGUAUCCAGGUGCUCAGUCAAGAACAGGUAGAACAGCUGGCCAAGAGUAAAGCGAAGGCCGCAUCGUCACCUGCAGCCGCACACAAUAACAGUAACAAUUCUGGGACACCGAAAUCGGAAGGCGCUUCCGAAGGUGCGGGCAGCAACGGACAGCAAGCCAACGGAUCUCCAGAUGAAGCUGUCGAAGAUGGUCCACCAGGUGACGAAAGACCACCAGGCGAAAGCGAGGAAAGACCAGCCACAAGGGACGCGCCUCCAGGUAGUAUGGUAGCAUCUAACGGGGGCCCACAUGCAAGUCAUCUGGGAGGACCACCUGGCCUUCAUUCUGUAGGACCACCUGGAGGGCCUCACUCAGGACCCCACGGAGGUCCACCGGGUGGACCACAUGGGGGACCGCACGGUGGACCACUAGGGGGGCCUCACGGAGGACCUCACGGAGGACCUCCAGUGGGCAUGGGUGGACCGCCUCCGCACAUGAUGCGUGGACCAGGACAUAUGGGACCUUACAGAAUGCGUCCACCUUUCGGUAUGCCUCCCUUUGGCGGUCCACCUUUCGGAAUGGGUCCACCUGGAGGCCCACCUGGCUUUAAUCAGGGCGGUUUCCCAGGCGGUCCUCCUCCUCCGCCAUUCAUGAUGAUGGGUGGCCCACCUGGAGGCCCGCCUGGUGCUUUUGGGGGCGGUGGUGGCCCGCCUGGCAUGGGAAUGUUUCCGAACCCUGCACUCGGAGCUCAAAUGGGCGGCCAGAACAUGGCGCCCGGACUCGACCAGCAAGCAACAGGGUUUCCAGGCGUUGGUGGGGUAGGCGUCAAACCGGAUGAGUUAGGCUCAACCAAGGAUGAUUCGACGGGCGCUCCUGGUGUUUCUACCGGAGCAAUUGAUGGCGACCUUUUAGGGGGCAGCGGCAACACCGAGAUAGACCCAGAAGUCCGGCGGAAGGCUGAUGAAUGGAAGGAAUAUAAAACGCCAGAAGGCAAGAGCUAUUUCCACUGUACAGGAAAUAACACAACUCAAUGGGAAAAGCCGCAGGCUCUCGUCGAUCUUGAAAAUGAGGAGAAAAGGGUGAAAGAGCUCCAGGAGCGGUUAGAUGCGAAGAAAGCUCGUGAAGUAGCGGCUGCCGCUCUUUCAAAUCCUGCGCUAGCCCAGCUUGCUAACAAUCCUGCGGGACUCGCAGGUCUUGGUGGUAUCAUGGGUCUGGGUGCAUUAGGUGCGUCUGCCAGCACUCAGCAAGCGACGCAAGCAACUGAAAUCAAACCCGAAGAAAAGCCACGUGAUAAGACCAAACCCGUCAGCUCAACACCCGUACAGGGUACUCCAUGGUGCGUCGUUUGGACAGGUGACGAAAAGGUAUUCUUCUUUAAUCCCACGACGAAGACAUCUGUGUGGGAACGUCCAAUUGAGCUGCAAGGUCGUUCAGACGUUGACAAGCUUGUCAGUUCACCCCCAUCGUCCACCAAGGAUGAAGCCGAUGCUGCAGCUCAGUCGACACAGAAGCGCCCAGCUCCCUCAAACGUUACAACCGCUAAAGAUGAAGAGUCGGAGUCACCGCAAAAGCGACCUCGUGUAGAAGAUUCGCCUCAGGACAAAGAAGCUCCAGAAUCUGAUGAUAAGAUGAACAAACCUGUUGAAGAGCUAGUAAAGGAAGAUCCUAUGGCGGCCGAAAAGAAAGCCGCUCGUGAAAGAGCGCUUUUACCGCUGGAGGAAAGAAUGGCACAGUUUAGUCAGAUGCUCGUUGAGAACGAGGUGUCUGCAUUCAGCACUUGGGAGAAGGAAUUACACAAAAUUGUGUUCGACCCACGAUAUCUCCUCUUGUUGUCCAAGGAGCGUCGCCAAGUCUUCGAGAAGUACUGCAAGGAUAAGGUCGAAGAAGAACGCAAGGAAAAGAAGAAUAGAGCAAAACAACUAAAGGAAGCGUUUAAAGACCUUUUGGAAGAAUCAAAUCUGAGCUCUCGAAGUAGCUUCUCGGAAUUCGCAUCUAAACACGGUAAAGAUGACAGGUUUAAAGGUGUCGAGAAGAUGCGCGACAGGGAAAGCCUUUUCAACGACCAUCUAGCUGAGGUUAAACGGCGUGAACGGGAAGAAAAGAGCGCGCUAAAAGACAAGGUGAGUGACAGAUCCUAUUUUUUCAGUGUGCUGUGGGCACUGUCUGUAAUGUGCAGCAACGUUGUUUCUUGUUUUUUGAAGUGCUCAAAUGAACGAAUACGAUCGUAUCAAAUCGAGGUUUUAAGCAUUACCAAGGCGAAAAAUUGCUAUGUUGGAAUAUAUCCCGAUUUGAUUCAAUUUUAGGCUUCUAGACGAUUACCGUUCUUCUGUGUUACGAGUCGAAUUAUUUCUUAACGCGUAUUGUUGGGAAUCUAAAAUUUCAAACUACUACAGGAGUAAGGUAAAUUUACCAACGUAAAUUCCUGAAGUUGUUAUCGGCAAAUUAGCGUUUGUUAAUUCACGAUAGUCCUAGACGAGCGUCCUGUACAAGAGCUCUACUUCGACAUCAACAAUCGUUGUGGUAAAUACAAUGGUUUUCUGUCUACUAAUGUAAUUAAUGCUUCAACUACAGUAGAAAUGUCUGCCUUGAAAUGAAUUCUGAUAUUAUCAUGUUCUUUCCUUGUGUUUUUUUUAAGAAUGUCAGGAAAGAUGCGUUUAUCCUCGAGCCGUUGCAGAUGGUUUUUUCAAUCUGAAAUUGAAUUUGUUAAAAGUACGAACAAGUAUUCGUUGGUUCAUUUUAGGCAGAUGAUGAGAUGCUUAAAGCAUUUAUUCAAAAUUACUGGGUUACAGAAAAAUGGAAAAAAUAGAUUACCCUUUAAGUCGAUUUUAAAUUUCCGGAAAUAAAAGGAAUCAUGGUUUUUGCUAAAAAUCAUAUUCCAAAUGCUGGCGUGACUCACAGAUGUCAACGGAAAACCUUAAUUAUGAAGAUCACAAUCCCUGGAAACCACAAAAUUGUAACGUGCUAUUUUGUAGGACUUAUUAGUGCGAUGUAUCAAUAUAGGUACGCGUACCCUGCUGUAUGGCACUGGCUCGUUUAUUCAUAUUUUGGGCUUUACGUAAAUCAGUGUAUUCUUUUAUGCAGCAUGAGCAACGUUGUCGUACAUUGCUACACAAAUAUGUUUGAAGUGGGCGUCUUUGUGACCAGUGGAGCAACCUUGCAAUACUUAUUUGCUUAUUGAGCGAAGACUUACGUUAUCAGUAUUGCCUUAAUCAGGUCUAGUUACGUACAUUGCAAGGUCACUUCACCGAUUAUGGCAAGCUUUAGUAGCUUCAAAUGUUUAAACAUGAUAAGACUAUAACAGUCUAUGUGGUAUAUAAUUUAGUCAUUUGAGACGUUAAAAAUGAAUUUUUAUAUUGUGCUAAUAUAAUAUUCUAGUUUUAAGAAGAGCCAGUUGUAUUUAGUGUUAGAGAAUGUAUUUGAUUUAAACCACUAUCCUGAACUGUUUUGUUUGCUAUUAAUAAAAUGAUUCGCGGCUGAGUUCUAUUUUUUCUUCUUGACGAGCUGAGAAGCCAUAACAACUGCACAUAUAAAAUGUACGAACACUAUCUCGCGCCACCCCUCACGACAAACAGGCGAAAACUGGACAGGAGAGUUGGGCGGUAACCCGUGUGAACAUUAUGGACAUUCGCUUCGACAAUGUUCAGUCCACUGCCAGGAGGUACA
This is a messenger RNA of Varroa destructor (honeybee mite), 4373 nucleotides long. Its product is annotated as transcription elongation regulator 1-like. Gene Ontology annotation, molecular function: RNA polymerase binding; transcription coregulator activity. Gene Ontology annotation, cellular component: nucleus. NCBI's taxonomy places the organism in Eukaryota, Metazoa, Arthropoda, Arachnida, Mesostigmata, Varroidae. The record is from RefSeq and is a predicted model, not a curated record.